CAGGUCUUUGAAGUUUUCCUCAAUUCGAAAGAGCUCUGCCAGUUUGUAAUGACUACAUUGAAUGGCCUAAAAACCCUGAAAGAUAUACUUGCACCCAGCAAUUAGCCAGAGAAUUGCUGCUGAUGUUGGUAAAAAAUGCGGAGUCCCGAUUUGAGAAGGUACCUGAAGUUAUGGGAGUUAUCUGUGCCCAGCUAUCCAUAAUCAGUCAGCCAAGAGUCCGCCAACAAAUCAUAAGUACUGUCAGUUUAUUUAUCUCCAGACCCAAGUACACAGAUAUAGUGCUUAGCCAUCUUCUUUGUCAACCAAUACCAUAUGACAGGGAAGACAUCAAGAGACUAUUGCCAUCCAUCUUAGGCAGCUUAUGUGAAACUGAUGAGAGGAUUGUUUUGUUGGCCAUCCAGAUACUCCAGAAGCUUGUCAGGAUGAUGGAUUUUACAACCCUGGCUGCCAUGAUGAGGAUCCUGUUCUCUUUAUUUGGUGAUGUGAGACCUGAUGUUCAUCAUUUCUCUAUGACCCUUUUUGGAGCCUCCAUAAAGUCUGUGAAACACACACAUAAGAAGGGUGUGGAGAAUCAAGUUCUGGAAAGCUUGGUCCCACUGCUUCUGUAUUCCCAGGAUGAAAAUGCUUCAAUAGCUGAGGAGAGCAAGCCAGUCCUAAAAAUGUGUUCCAAAUUCCUGAAGUGGAAGCUGCCCCAAGAAGUAUAUGGCAAAGACCCCUUCUACCUCAAACCUGUUGAAGUUAGAACAAUCUGCAAAUUCUUUGGAAAAAAAUGCAAGGGUAAAAUUGACAUCCUUGUCCAAACAUUGAUGUACUCCAAGAAUGCAAAACUUUCCAUCAGAAGAACAGCAGUCUUAUUUGUAGGUCUCUUAUCAAAGUACAUGGAUUGCAGUGAGGCCAGGAUGAAGGGGACUGACUGGAUACAGGAUGAUCUGAAAGAUCUGCUGCAUGACCCUGAGCCCUCUCUGCGCAUCCUUGCCUCCCAGGCUCUGUUCCGAGUCCAGAGAGUGUAGUCCCAAGCAGAACCUGAGCAGACAGUUUGCUGGUUGAGGAAGCUCCUGGUUUGUCUCUCUACCUAGAAAUGUAAGGCAGUCAACAUCAGCCCUCUGCCAAGACCACUUCAAGGAAAAAGUUUCUCCAUGAUUCAUAAGAGAAGAAGCAUCCAUUUAGAAACAAAGGACAGCUCUUUAUUGAACUACCUCAGCAUUGAGAAAGGCUAAGAAAUACCUGACAGCGAUUAUAUUAACAAGUCUGUUUAAACCAAAUAGCUCCAUUUUUUUUUUAUAUGUAAAGCUUUUCUCAGAGACAGGUUUAUGUUUUCAUGGAUUUUUAAAACUACACAAAACAAAAUUCUUGGGACAUUUAAUUUUGUUAUAAUAUGUUGCAAUAAAAGUUCAAUAUAACUGUCA
This is a messenger RNA of Heterocephalus glaber (naked mole-rat), 1406 nucleotides long. Lineage: Eukaryota; Metazoa; Chordata; Mammalia; Rodentia; Bathyergidae. The record is from RefSeq and is a predicted model, not a curated record.